UUACGCUUAUGCAUUUACGAGCGCCUAAUUACCAUAUAGUGAAGUACCCACUUUUUUUUCUUUUUUUUUUUCGUAAUUCUAAUCGAUAAUUUUUUCCUUUAAAUUCAACAAUGGCCCAGCUAGAUGUUUUAAUUCGCAAACGUAGUGGCAUGAAAGCCAAGCUUACAAAUUUCUCCAAUUAUAUUAGCUCAAUUGGCGCUUCCGGCAUAAUCUCCGAACUUCAACAUGAAUUACAAUGUCGAUUAAAUAAAUACGAGGCAUUAUACGAUCAAUUCGAUGAAUUACAGGUGGAGAUUGAGGUGUGUUCCGACAAGCCAGAGGACGAAUACGAGGAACGUUCAAAAUUCGAAGAGCGUUAUUACGCGCUGAUGGCGCAAGCGCGCAAUCUGCUGUGCAGAGAUGGUGCAGCAGAUGACGGCCGCUCUGUUGCAGGUUCGAUAUGCAAACAAGCAGCUAUGGUGAAAGUGAUUGACGACAACGGCAACAGCAUGGACGCACGGCUUCUACUCGAUAACGGCAGUACGGCAAAUUUUAUAACGCAGUCGCUUUGCAGUAAACUAAAAUUAUCUACACGUUCCGUUACAAACAUGAAGGUGGAGCAUUUGCAGCGUUAUCAAAGAAUCAAUUAUAUAAAGCAGCAUUUUUGGAAGCGGUUUUCUAAAGAAUACGUCUCUUUACUUCAAACAAAAACUAAAUGGUUCCAUUCAACAGGACAACUAUCUGUCGGAACUCUUGUAUUAUUGAAGGAAGCAGGUCAACCUCCUCUACUGUGGCCAUUGGGACGAGUCACCAAAAUUUAUCCUGGCGUCGAUGGAGGCUCAAGAGUGGCAGAACUAAAGAUGAAAGGAAAAACUGUUCUACGGAGCUACAAAAACAUCUGUCCUCUUCCCUUGGACUAGAACCUUCUCGUCACUCUGAUACCACACCUCUUCCAUUACAACCACUUACAUCUGUUUCUUCACAGCCGUGGGCCCAUCACACUGCUUCUUUGAACAAAGGUGUUCAACCCGGGGAGGAUGUUCGCGCCCGAGAUGCGGGCAACCCUAUAAGCGGGCGAGCGAGCGGCGUGCGGGGAAGAAACGUCACUCAAAAUCUCAACCGGCUGCCGAUGCAUACGCGCACCGUAUAAUUUGUCUUUUUGCAACUUUGUAAUCCGAAAAUAAACCAUUACAACCAAGCAACUGUGUU
Papilio machaon (common yellow swallowtail) is the source of this 1188-nucleotide messenger RNA. RefSeq lists its product as uncharacterized. The transcript is spliced from 3 exons. The coding region runs from base 111 to 899 and encodes 262 amino acids. Lineage: Eukaryota; Metazoa; Arthropoda; Insecta; Lepidoptera; Papilionidae. The record is from RefSeq and is a predicted model, not a curated record.